Cercocebus atys (sooty mangabey) is the source of this 7411-nucleotide messenger RNA. It is a transcript of the gene WASHC4, whose product is annotated as KIAA1033 ortholog. Gene Ontology annotation, cellular component: endosome; WASH complex. Gene Ontology annotation, biological process: endosome organization; endosomal transport. Lineage: Eukaryota; Metazoa; Chordata; Mammalia; Primates; Cercopithecidae. The transcript is spliced from 28 exons. The record is from RefSeq and is a predicted model, not a curated record. Bases 2078 to 5203 code for a protein of 1041 amino acids.
UUACACAACAUGUAAAAAGUUCUGAAACCUUCAAAUACUAAAAAUGUGUACUCUGAGGAUAAGACACUUAAUUAGCAUUGGAUUAUAGUUUAGGAGAUCAUAACUCCUAAAAGAUUUCCAAAUAUUUUUAGAGGAAAAAGCUAUCAAAAUAAGUUUCUUUGUAUAUAUUCGUUUAUGGACAACUUGCUACCAUGCCUUUUAAAAUAAUUUAAACUUUGUACCCACUGGAAAAGACAAAUUGUAUCCGGAAAAGUUGUUAAUGGAGAGGAGAGAAUUAAGCUGUUACAUGAGCAAUGAUGAAGUUGUUUAGAGCGGUAGCCCUGGAUGCUUCUCACAGCUUGUUUCAGUUUAGGUAGCUUUUCAUCGCUGCCAGGUUUUAAUGAUUGUAGGUCCUUUGGUUUACUCUUAUCAAAAUAACAAAAUAGCUUCUAUUUCCUCCUCUCUUUAUGAUAAAAAUAAUGCAUGUACCAUGUGAAAAAGCAAAAAUUGAAGCUAAAGAAAAAAUACUCAUAGUCCUACCUGCCUUCUGGUUGUUGAGUACAAGAUUUGAUAUAUUUCAUCAAAUUAGGCAUGCUAACAUACUGUUCAAAUCUUUUAUAUCUUUACUACUUUUUUUGAUCUAAUUGAUCUAAUUGAGAGGGUUUUGUUCAUAUUAUGAUAUGUGUUAUUCAGGGUCCUGUCUAGAAAACUCCAUGCAAAGUAUUUCAAAAGAUAUAGUUUGGAGGAUACAAAGUAGCAGAUAUGUAAGAUGAAUAAGUCUAGAGAUCUAAUGUACAACAUGAGGAUUACAGGUAAUAAAAGUACCAUAUAUGACAUUCAUACUGAGUAAAUUUUAGCUGCUUUUGCCACAAAAAAAAUGGGUUAGCUAUGUGAGAUGAUGGAUUUGUUCAUGCACUUCACUAUAGUAACCUUUUUAUUAUCGGUAUGCAUCCCGUAACAUGUUGUAUACCUUAAAUAUACACAAUAAAAUUUAUUUAAAUAAGAAAAGAAGGGAUUCAAUAUAGAGAAUUGGUUACCCAGGAGCUGGAGGACAAAGAAAAUAGUGAGGUAGUCCAAAGGAAAUGGAUACCUCCUUUACAUCCAGGGAACAAAAAGGAAAAAGAUUGGGAUUGCCAGGAUCUGGGAGCUUGGAGAAGAAGCCCCAUAAAACUGAUGCCCAUGCCUCUGAGGAGGUGACACUGCCUAGCUGCUGCUGGCUUCUUUUCUAACAAGGUGUCUAAAAAAUAUAGUUGGUAAGGUCCCAGAAAAUGUGGAAACCUUGUAUUUUUCAUUUUUAGGAUAUUUUAUUCAGUGUGUACAAGUUUAGAAUUGUUAAUCAUUCCUGGUAAAUUGAAUCUAUUAUCAUCAUUUGUGACCUUCCUUAGCUAUGUUCAUGAUUACGUGUAUAUGAUUAUGUAUAUGUAUUUUACAUACAUAGCAAUUUACUAUACUGAUGCUAAUCAAGUCUAUUUUGUCUGAUAGUAUAAUAAUAAUGCUGCCCUGGCUCUGUUUUAGUUAACCUUUUCUUGAUUUAUCUUUUUCCAUUCUGGCAGCCCUUCAGUGUCAUGUUAAUUUAGUUGGGUCUAUUUAAAACUACAUAUAUCUGAAUUUUGCUUUUUUAAUGCAGUCUGACAAUACCUGUUUUUUAAUUGCUUAAUUUAUUCUAUUUGUAGGUCUAUCGUAUAUAGUCUGUAUAUAUAUCUGGGCUUGUUUCUGCCUCUUUACUUUGUUCUUCCUAUUUGUCCUGCAUUUUCUGUUCUUUGCUUUUAUUAAAGUUUUAGAAGUUUAAUAGGACAUGUAAAACUAACUAUUUAAGAAUAAAAUGCAUUAUUUAUUUGAAUUUUUAAAAAUGCUUUACAUCGUUUUUAGAUCUCACAGCUGCAUAAAAAUUCCAUUUUUAAAUAUUCAACAAAUAUGUUUUGUGAGCCUAGUAUAUGCUAGAAACUGUUAUUGGUGCGGGUGAUAUAGCAGUGCACAACACCAACAGAAAUUCCUGUUCUCAUAGAGCUUAAAAUUUAGAUCAGCAUAGUUUUAAUUAGGUUUUAAAUACUUCAGAUACACACUGUUUCUGUAGGUUUAAAAGUCGAGAGCUUCUGAAAUGGAUUUUCAAAAGUCUAAGGAACUGUCUUGUUUUGUUACGAGGUGCUAUGAAGUGGUGAUGAACGUAGUCCACCAGUUGGCUGCCCUCUAUAUCAGUAACAAGAUUGCACCCAAAAUUAUAGAGACAACUGGAGUUCAUUUUCAGACUAUGUAUGAGCACUUGGGAGAACUGCUAACAGUUUUGCUCACCCUGGAUGAAAUUAUUGAUAAUCAUAUCACACUUAAAGACCACUGGACUAUGUACAAAAGGUUACUGAAAUCCGUCCAUCACAAUCCUUCAAAAUUUGGAAUUCAAGAAGAAAAACUAAAGCCAUUUGAAAAGUUCUUGCUGAAGCUAGAAGGGCAAUUACUGGAUGGAAUGAUAUUCCAGGCCUGUAUAGAACAACAAUUUGAUUCUCUCAAUGGAGGAGUAUCUGUGUCAAAAAAUAGCACUUUUGCUGAGGAAUUUGCACAUAGUAUUCGGUCAAUUUUUGCAAAUGUAGAAGCCAAGCUUGGAGAACCUUCUGAAAUUGACCAGAGAGACAAAUAUGUUGGAAUUUGUGGACUCUUUGUAUUGCACUUUCAGAUUUUUCGAACUAUUGAUAAAAAGUUUUAUAAGUCUUUAUUGGACAUUUGUAAGAAGGUACCAGCCAUCACUCUAACUGCUAAUAUUAUUUGGUUUCCUGAUAGUUUUCUGAUCCAGAAAAUACCAGCAGCUGCCAAACUUCUAGACAGAAAAAGUCUUCAAGCCAUUAAAAUACACAGGGAUACUUUUCUACAACAGAAAGCUCAAUCACUUACCAAAGAUGUACAGUCUUACUACGUCUUUGUGAGCUCAUGGAUGAUGAAAAUGGAAUCUAUUUUAUCUAAAGAGCAGAGAAUGGAUAAAUUUGCUGAAGAUCUCACCAACAGAUGUAAUGUUUUUAUACAGGGCUUCUUGUAUGCUUAUAGUAUUAGUACCAUUAUUAAAACCACAAUGAAUCUCUACAUGUCCAUGCAAAAGCCAAUGACCAAAACCUCAGUUAAGGCAUUAUGCAGGCUUGUUGAACUUCUCAAGGCAAUAGAGCAUAUGUUCUACAGGAGAAGCAUGGUUGUGGCUGAUUCAGUUUCACAUAUAACACAGCACCUUCAACAUCAGGCUCUUCAUUCUAUUUCUGUGGCCAAGAAAAGAGUGAUUUCUGACAAAAAAUACAGCGAACAGCGUCUUGAUGUGCUCUCUGCUCUAGUUUUGGCUGAAAACACUCUAAAUGGACCAAGCACAAAGCAACGGCGACUUAUUGUUUCUUUGGCACUAAGUGUUGGCACACAAAUGAAAACAUUUAAAGACGAAGAACUCUUUCCACUUCAAGUAGUCAUGAAAAAACUGGAUCUUAUUAGUGAACUUAGAGAACGAGUCCAAACACAAUGUGACUGUUGUUUUUUAUACUGGCAUCGAGCUGUCUUCCCAAUUUAUUUAGAUGAUGUGUAUGAAAAUGCUGUUGAUGCAGCCAGAUUACAUUACAUGUUCAGUGCUUUGCGCGACUGUGUACCUGCUAUGAUGCAUGCAAGGCAUUUAGAGUCCUAUGAGAUACUUCUGGAUUGCUAUGACAAGGAAAUUAUGGAAAUUUUAAAUGAGCAUUUGCUGGACAAAUUAUGCAAAGAAAUAGAGAAAGAUCUGCGACUUUCUGUGCAUACUCAUUUAAAGCUGGAUGACCGAAACCCUUUCAAAGUUGGCAUGAAAGACCUGGCUCUUUUUUUCUCUCUGAAUCCAAUUCGGUUUUUCAAUCGUUUCAUUGACAUUCGGGCUUAUGUAACUCACUACCUAGACAAGACUUUCUACAAUCUAACAACAGUAGCCCUUCAUGACUGGGCCACUUAUAGUGAGAUGAGAAACUUAGCUACUCAGCGUUAUGGACUGGUUAUGACAGAGGCACAUCUUCCCAGUCAGACUUUGGAACAGGGCCUUGAUGUUUUAGAAAUUAUGAGAAACAUUCAUAUAUUUGUGUCCCGAUACCUCUAUAAUCUCAACAAUCAGAUUUUUAUUGAACGAACAAGCAAUAACAAGCAUUUGAAUACUAUUAAUAUUCGGCAUAUUGCUAAUUCAAUUCGAACACAUGGCACGGGAAUUAUGAACACAACCGUUAAUUUCACCUACCAGUUUUUGAAAAAGAAGUUCUAUAUAUUUAGCCAAUUUAUGUAUGAUGAACACAUCAAAUCCAGAUUGAUUAAAGAUAUUCGAUUUUUCAGGGAAAUUAAGGACCAAAAUGAUCAUAAGUAUCCUUUUGAUAGAGCAGAAAAAUUCAAUCGAGGCAUCAGAAAACUUGGAAUAACACCUGAGGGACAGAGCUACCUUGAUCAAUUCAGACAACUCAUCAGCCAAAUUGGUAAUGCUAUGGGCUAUGUACGAAUGAUAAGAUCUGGUGGUCUUCAUUGUAGCAGCAAUGCCAUUAGAUUUGUUCCUGAUCUUGAAGAUAUUGUAAAUUUUGAAGAACUGGUAAAAGAAGAAGGUCUUGCAGAAGAAACGUUAAAAGCAGCAAGGCAUUUGGAUUCAGUCCUCAGUGAUCACACACGAAAUUCUGCUGAAGGCACAGAAUAUUUCAAAAUGCUUGUAGAUGUUUUUGCUCCAGAAUUUCGAAGGCCAAAGAAUAUACAUCUCCGAAAUUUCUAUAUAAUUGUUCCCCCUCUGACCCUGAACUUUGUAGAACAUUCCAUUAGUUGCAAGGAAAAACUAAAUAAAAAAAAUAAAAUUGGAGCUGCCUUUACUGAUGAUGGCUUUGCCAUGGUUUUGCUGAUGGCUGCAGGUGUGGCUUACAUUCUAAAGCUUUUGGAUCAGUACCGGGAGUUUGACUCACUUCACUGGUUCCAGUCUGUUAGAGAGAAAUACCUGAAGGAGAUCAGAGCAGUUGCUAAGCAACAGAAUGUGCAGUCGGCCAGUCAAGAUGAAAAACUCUUACAAACCAUGAAUCUCACUCAAAAGCGACUGGAUGUCUAUCUACAGGAAUUUGAAUUGCUAUAUUUCUCACUGAGCAGUGCAAGAAUUUUCUUCAGAGCAGACAAGACUGCGGCUGAAGAAAACCAAGAAAAGAAAGAGAAGGAAGAAGAAACUAAAACAAGCAACGGAGACCUGUCCGACAGCGCUGUGUCUGCUGAUCCUGUUGUGAAAUGAUACCGAUGAUAUUCACUGCACAUAUGAUGAAAUCGUCAGAAUUGUUAAAACAGUGGAAUGGAUAAACUAUUGAUGAAUUGUUUCCUUGGUCACAUCUCUGGAAAAUAGAUGUUACAACUCUUAAAGGCAGUGCUUUAAAGUGAAGUCCUUUCUGUUUCCAAAGGCUCUACUUUCAAAGGUUGAGAAUGAGAUUUUAAAAUUGGAUUUUUGCCUGGACUUGAGGGUAGAAGAUGUUUCUAUUUGAUGUGAAGUUAUAAAAGGGCAAAUCCAGAUUCAUAAACUAUCACCUCGGAUUUCUUGUAAUCUCCAUGUUUGUAAUUUGUAUUUGCAUAGAUCUUUGAUCUGUAGUUAUUUCAAGUCAUGGGAAAUUCAAUGCAUAUACUAUAUACAGCCAGUAAAUACAUGCUUAACAAAAGGAAUGAGCCUGAAAUUCAUGAAGAAUACAUAUCAAUAUUCUCAUAAAAGGAAUAUAUGAAGAUGGCUUUGAUACUAGAGGUGAGGCACAAGUGUUUUAUGUACUCUCACUGUACAGUAUAACUGAUGAUCAUUCUUUCAUUGUUAAUUUCAUGUGACUCACAAGAGCUGCUGAUGUCUUUGAUGAGACAUUUUAUAACUAGUUUACAUUGCUUUGAGAACAUUUAACCUCCAACAGCUGCUUUAAAUUUAAGAUUUACUUAGUACUCAGAAAAUUCAGAUAAAGCCAUAGAGUCCUGUUUGAAGUUUCACUUCUAUUUUGGUUGAAGGCAUGAUGUAUGAUGUCAGAAAAAAAAUUGAAUGAAUUAUUUCUACAUCCAAACUCAGGUUUCUUCUACAUUAGAUUGAAUUGAAAUUUUGGUGAUGGUUUGGGUAGACUUUUUUUUUUAUAUCAAGUAUAAUUUAAGACAACAGAUUAAUAAUUACACUGUUCAGGCUUUUAAAAAAAAUACCACUGUGAGAAUAAACAGCCAGUAAGAUACAUCACUUACUGAUUUUAAAAGUACAGAAAGAUUUGAGUAAAUUUCGUACCCAGCAAGUGUUAGUUUUAUUUUUGUAAAGGUAUGUAAGUUAUUAGUUAAAUGGUUAAUCAUGGCCUUUUAAAAAUAUAAUAAAGUGAUACCUUUACAAUGAAGACAAAAAUUUAAAACUUUCUAAUACAAACAUCAUUUUGGGAAAUGCUUGAUUUUUUUCUAUUGCAUUUGUCUGCGAAACAUUUCUUUGGAUAAAUCCUGCAAAUGCUUCUAACGUUAUUCUUUGAUUCCAGCUUUUAGAAUGGAUGUACAAUGCCCUGUUUGUACUUACUGGUUAGGGUCAGGGUAACUUGCCAGCCCAGGAUAAAUACUUUAAUUGUUAAAAGUCAGAAGAGACAGAAUAUGUAGGAAAUGUUUUUUGUUUAUUAUGUAAACAUGGCUUACAGAAUUAUGAACAGUGGAUAGAUUAAAGGCAUUUAAUAUUUGUAAUCCAUAAUAACUGUAGAAAUGGCCCUAAAGCAUGCUGCAUACUUAAUAAUUUAUAUUUUCAUUAUUAUAAGUUUAUAUUAAUGAUCUUGCAUUUGAUUAUAUCAAAUUCGUCAUCAUUUUAUAGCAACAGUAUUGUUUUCUCUGUUUUUCUUCUCUAACUUCUCUGAAAUCAUCUCCUAUUAAGGGAUAGAAAUUGUUACUAGAAGAGAAUCACAUGUUCUCUGGUCAUUAUCCCUACACGUGUAAAUUAAUUAUUUUAUCAAUACUAGAUAGAGUUCACAUGCUGACUCCCUGGAUACCUACAAUUAAGAAGAAAAUGACAGACAACUAUUUCUCCUUUAGGUUAAAAUAAUGUCACUGCAAUCUGGAUAGAUUAUAAGUUAACGUAUUUGAAAUAAGAUCUUGGAAACAAGAAUUUAAAUGGUGUCAAACUGCAGAGCAACAGGGCUUCAGUAUAUUCACACCUAAUACGUUCAUAUGUACAUUUCGAUGAUGGUUUUUCUUGAUAACAUAUUAACAUUGAUUUUAUUUUUUCAGACAUACUGUUAAUUUAAAAAUAAAUGUGAGCGUUUGUUUUAAGUUCACAGAAAACUUAAUGAUAAUUCAGAUUCUCAGGAAUUAAGGACUAACCAUAACAUUGUCAGUUCUAAUUACAUUUUGUAAAAGAUGGCAAGUUUGUUACCUCACUUGAGUGGGGUUUCCCUCUUCCCCCAAUUCUAAGAGAAUAUAAUGUGUAUACUAAAACAUUAAUAAACAUAAUUUUGAAAAUUUC